Molecule: messenger RNA, 7106 nt
Organism: Passer domesticus (house sparrow)
Lineage: Eukaryota; Metazoa; Chordata; Aves; Passeriformes; Passeridae
Gene: MTCL1
Product: microtubule crosslinking factor 1
Exons: 16
Coding region: 164-5845 (1893 amino acids)
Biological process (GO): establishment or maintenance of epithelial cell apical/basal polarity; microtubule bundle formation; regulation of autophagy
Cellular component (GO): spindle pole; apicolateral plasma membrane; lateral plasma membrane
Molecular function (GO): microtubule binding
Source: RefSeq, a predicted model, not a curated record
AAAGAAAAGUGUGAGGGCUGUGGCUGGGCGAAACAGAAGUGAUGAGAGAGCGAGCGGGGAGGCUGGAGGAGGCUGCCCGUCCUGUCGCCGCGCCCCGCGGGGACCGCCGCUCCUGCCGCCGCCGGGCGCCCCCGCGGCCGCCCCGCCGCCCCCGGCCCGCGCCAUGGAGGCGCUGAACGGCCCCGGCCCGGGGCCCGGCGACGCGCUGCGGCCGCCGCCGCCUUCGCCCGGCCACCACCACCCGCACGCCGAGAAGAAGCGGCUGCACCGCGCCCCGUCGCCCGCCAGACCCUUCCUCAAGGACCUGCACGCCCGCGCCGCCGCCAAGCCUCCGCCCGCGCCCCCCAAGUCCCCCGGCCUCCCCGCCCGGGCGCCCUCGUCGCCGCACCCGGGCGUCCACCAGCCCUCCGCGGGGCUCCUGGCGGCGCCGGGCCGCCUCUCCCGCCGCCCCGCCGCCCCGGGGGGCAAGGCAGCGGCCGCCGCCGCCGUCACCGCCGCCGGCAGGGCGGGCGCCAAGGCCGCCCCCUGCGCCAAGCGGGCAGCCCGCGGGCCGGAGCCGGGGCCCGGCGGCCGGGGAGCGGGGCGGCAGCCCGGCGGGGAGGCGGCCCCGCCGCCCGGCAAGGGCAGGAAGGCGAAGCGGGGAGCGGCGGCGGGCAGCGGCCAUGCGGCGGCGGCGCUGGCCCGCGUCGGCCACACGGACAGCAGCUCCGACCUCUCCGACUGCCCCUCCGAGCCGCUCUCCGACGAGCAGCGCCUGGCCCCGGCCGCCAGCAGCGACGCCGAGUCCGGCACCGGCUCCAGCGACCGGGAGCGGGAGGCGCCCGCCGCUCAUCCCGCCGCUCAUCCUGCCGCUCAUCCCGCCGCCGAGCAGCCCCGCACCGGCCCCGGCCCCGGGCGCGGAGCUCCGCCGGCCCUCGGCUCCCGCGGGGAUGCGCUGCCCGCGGCCACGGGCGGGGGGAGAGCCCCGAGCCGCGGGGAGCCGCCGCCGGCAGCCCCCGAGGAGCUGCAGCGGGAGGUGGAGGAGCUGCGCUCGGAGAACGAGUACCUCAAGGAUGAGCUGGAUGAACUUCGGGCUGAAAUGGAAGAAAUGCGUGACAGCUAUUUAGAGGAAGAUGUUUACCAGCUGCAGGAGCUCCGGCGAGAGCUGGACCGGGCGAACAAGAAUUGCCGCAUUCUGCAAUAUCGUCUCAGGAAAGCUGAACAGAAAAGCUUGAAAGUUGCACAAACAGGCCAUGUGGAUGGAGAGCUCAUUAGGAGCCUGGAACAAGAUUUAAAGGUAGCCAAAGAUGUUUCUGUCAGACUGCACCAUGAGCUGGAGAGUGUGGAGGAGAAGCGAGUUAAAGCAGAAGAUGAAAAUGAAGUCCUUCGGCAGCAAAUCAUUGAGGUGGAAGUAUCCAAGCAGACGCUGCAAAAUGAGCUGGACAAGUUAAAAGAGAGUUCCCUGAAGAGGAGAGGCAGCAGAGAAAUCCACAAAGAAAAAAAGACAUUUACCCAGGAGGACAGUGCUGAUUUGAAGUGCCAGCUCCAGUUUGCCAAAGAGGAGGCAGCGCUGAUGCGUAAGAAGAUGGCCAAACUGGGGAGGGAAAAGGACGAACUGGAGCAGGAGCUCCAGAAGUACAAGUCCAUCUAUGGAGAUGUGGACAGUCCCCUGCCUACUGGGGAAGCAGGGGGCCCACCCAGCACCAGGGAGGCUGAGCUGAAGCUUCGUUUGAAGCUGGUGGAGGAGGAAGCCAACAUACUGGGCAGAAAAAUAGUGGAACUGGAGGUGGAGAACAGGGGGAUUAAAGCUGAGAUGGAGGAUAUGAGGUGCCAGUAUGAGAAAGAGUGUCUCAGCAGGGACCACAUUUCAAGCAUUCCUACCUCGCCCUACGGAGACUCUGUGGAGUCAGCCACGGAGCUACGCAGGCACCUGCAGUUUGUGGAAGAGGAAGCAGAGCUGCUGAGGAGGUCAAUCUCUGAAAUUGAGGAUCACAACAAGCAGCUAACGAAUGAGCUGAACAAAUUCAAGUUCGAGCCAGGCCAGGAGCCAGGCUGGUUGGAUGAUGCAGCAUCCAAGGGUGGUGGGACCUUGCAAGAGGAACUGAAGUCGGCCAGGUCACAAAUCAAUGAGCUGAGUGGGAAAGUGAUGAAGCUCCAGUAUGAGAACAGGGUCCUGAUGUCCAACGUCCAGCGUUACGAUCUUGCCUCUCACCUGGGCCUGCGCACCUCCAGCCCCAGGGACAGCGACGCCGACAGUGAUGCCGGGAAAAAAGAGAGUGACAGCGAAGAUGGUCGUCCACCACAGCCAAAGAGAGAGGGGCCUAUUGGGGGCGAGAGCGACUCCGAAGAAGUCUAUGAGAAGACGUCGGGUUUUGGGAGUGGGAAGCCAUCAGAAGUCAGCGACCUGUGCUCCACCGAGCUCAUGAGAGUGAAAGAGGACACCGAGUCAUUAAUUAACAUCAAACGCGAGGCUGAGCGACUGGAAAGGACUGUGGAGCGCCUUAUCACCGAUACGGACAGCUUGAUUUAUGAUGCAAAGGUGCACGUAACCAGCAGCCCAUCCCCUGAGCAGGAUUUCAGAAGUGGUGAGGAAAGGGGAGAAGAUAAGCAUGAGCCAGAGCUUCUGGAUACUGUCAACUCCAGGAUGAAAGCUUUCCGGAAGGAGCUUCAGACCUUCCUGGAAAAGGUUGAUCACAUUGGAGAGGGCCUUAAGGAGCAGAUGGAGGACCUAUCCCCCCUUCCCCAUCUCACAGAGUCUUCCAGUUUCCUAUCCACAAUGACCUCCAUGUCCCGAGACUCUCCCAUUGGUAACCUGGGGAAGGAAUUGAUGACUGACUUCCAGUCCAAACUGAGGGAUCAGAUGGAGUGGCAGCUCAGACAAGAUCGUGGAGAGGAGCAAGAGAUUCGCCACCAGCGAGCCACCACCGACCCACACCGCAGAGCUGAUGGAGACAUUAAACUCUACAGGCCAGGAGACAAGGGCUGUUUCAGUCUAGAGAAUGUAUCGAUACAGGAGCUUCAGGCUCAGCUUGAGCAGGAGACAAGACUUCACCGAGAGGAGCAAGAAAAGUUUUCAGAAAGGAUCAUCCAGCUGGAGGAGGAGCAUAUGCAGACCCUGCGGAGAAAAGACUUGGAAGUGCAGAGCUUGACUUUGCAGAACAAACUGGAGGAGAAGACCUGGAGUCAGGAGAAAAAUCUGCUGCAGCAGGAACUCAGGCAUUUCAAGCAGGACACCUUUCUCCUGUAUGUCAAACUGAAGUGGCUGCUGAAACACUGGCGGCAAGGCAAGCGAAUGGAGGAGGAAGGGGAGGACACAUUAGAGAUCGAGCACCCUGAGGCCCUGCCAGACUUCAGCAUUCAGCCUGAGCAGAAGGCAAAUGAUGCAGAACAAGAGGAGGAGGAAGAGGAUGUUGUGUUUGCACUGACAGAUUUCUCCCAGCAUCCCACCACGGAGAGCACCGAUCAUGGACCACAGCUGCAGACUGCAGAAUUACUGCAGCAGCAGAAGCAGGCAAGUGAAAACCGGAAGCUGCUGAAUGCUCUGAAGGGUUUGCUGGAUGAGUUCCGCUCGGAGCUGCGGGACGAGGAGCGCGAGCGCCAGGGGCUCCAGCAGCAGUACGCCCUGCACAAGGCAGCCUGGGAGGUGGAGGUCACUGAACUCAAGUGUCGCCUCCAACAGCUGGAAGGGAAGAGUGAGAACACCUCUGGAGAAACAGGUCUCAGUUCAGAUGCAAAGGGAGCUUUUAAAAGGGAAAGAGAGGAGCACAAGAAGCUUCUGGCUGACAGUCACAGUGUGGUGAUGGACCUCCGCUGGCAAAUCCAGCACAGUGAGAAGAACUGGAACCGGGAGAAGGUGGAGCUCUUGGACAGGCUUGACAGAGACCGGCGGGAAUGGGACCGUCAAAAGAAGGAGCUGCUCAGGCGGAUAGAGCAGCUCCAGAAGGAAGCGAGCCCACGGAGAGGAGGCGGUUUGAUGUGUGACCAGGGCGAGAGCAGCCGCCGGCCGUUUACGCCGCAGGGGAGCCUCCGCGUGCCCCGUUCCAUGGGGUCCAGGUCCUACUCUGACUCCGACACCAUUCAGUUUGAUGAGCGCUCGCUGUCCAAGCUGAAGGAGAGCGACCGGUGCAGCGCCACGGAAAACCUCUUUCUGGAAUCGCUGUCCCUCGACUCCCCCGACGAGCCUGAUGAGCAUCGCUCUCGGCAGCUGGAGAGGGAGAAAUUCUUGACUGGACUAACAGAAGAGGAAGAAACACAUAAAGGAAAUCUUCAAAGGGCAAUGUCCGUUUCUUCCAUGUCCGAAUUUCAGCGCCUGAUGGAUAUUUCUCCAUUUCUACCAGAAAAAAAUUUGCCUUCAUCUGACAGCAAAGAUGAUAUAACACCUCCCUUGUCUCCUGAUGAUCUGAAAUACAUUGAGGAGUUCAACAAAAACUGGGAUUACAGUAACACUAGGAACCAUGGUGGGGCAACUGAGAAGCCUGCAGAGGGUUGGGCAGAAAGGACAGAAAUUGGAAAAGCCGGCAAUGAUCCUGCUUCAGAUCCAUUCCAGGCAUCCUCAUGGUACCUCACCACCAGUGUCACUAUGACCACCAACACUAUGACCAGCCCAGAGCACUGCCAAAAGCAGCCAACGAGGAGUCACAGUGUUACUGACAAAAUGGGAGUGCGGGUAUUUCACAGCCCACCCGUUGUCCGUAGGUUUGAUAACUCAGUGAUAGCUGGCAGUGAAGGGAAAAACCAGACUGAGCCAGACUUCCUGUUUUCUGUGACCAAAGCUAUGGGGAAUGUCACUGAGACAAAAGGUGCUUCCUCGGACAUGUUUGGAAGGUGGUCUUGUGACCUGGCCAAACACCACAAAGAUUUUCUGGAGAACGGUCUUCAUCCCAUUGAACGUCCUAUUUGCACUACUGUGGGCUUUGCCUCACCCUUGCACAGCUUGGAGAUGUCCAAGAACAUGAGUGAUGACAUGAAGGAGGUCGCUUUCUCUGUGCGGAACGCAAUACGCUCCAACUCCACGGAGCCUCAGUUCAAGGACACGGCGUGCCAAACCAACGGCAUGAGAACGACAGGGACGCAGACCACCCAGACCAUCAGCGUCGGCUUGCAGACGGAAACCCUGCGCAGUAUCACCAGCAGUCCACACAAGUGUCUGACACCAAAGGGGGGGUCCACGCCUGUCUCUUCACCAUCCAGAAGCCUCAGAAGCAGGCAGGUGACCCCCGUCAUUGAAAAGGUCCAGGCUAAGUUUGAACGCACAUGCUGCUCCCCCAAAUACGGCUCUCCAAAGCUGCAAAGAAAAGCCCUUCCCAAAUCUGACCAGCCAAAUAACCGGACUUUGCCUGGCACACCUCAGAAAGGAUUCAGUGAGUCCGCUUGGGCUCGAUCAACUACCACACGGGAGAGUCCUGUCCACACCACUAUCAACGAUGGCCUGUCCAGUUUGUUCAACAUCAUUGACCAUAGCCCCAUCUUUCAUGAGACCUUCCAAAAAUGCCCCAGAUCUGGCAGCCGGUCCAGGUCAGCCGAACCCAGACCGGAACUGGGCACGUUGCAGGAGCCAUGUACAAAUGCCCGUGGCAGAUCACCUAGUCCUCUCCGUCUGGGGACAGAGACACAAAAGGAAGAAGGAUCUGAGGUGACAAGUAUCAGGCAGGACUUAUCUGCUCCUCCAGGGUACACACUUGCAGAAAAUGCUGCCAGGAUCUUGAAUAAGAAACUUUUGGAGCAUGCCUUAAAGGAAGAGAGAAGGCUACCUUCACACAGCCCACCAAAUCUUAGCAAUGACAACAGCACAGGAGAAAUUGUCAAAGUAGAUCCAGGGUCCAUAGAGAACCAAACUGUCUUAUUAACUACCCCCUGGGGACUCUAACCCUGCCUGCCUCACUGCUGAACUGCCUUGUUCUGCACUAGCCCCGUCCCUCCAACCCUGCUUCUCCCGGCCAGAGAGACCAGCGAACCGGCGCCCACCGUCACGAUGGGCCUCACAUUCCCCUACUGCCUCACAGUCGCAGUCCACCGGAGACCUGACUUCCUCAGAGGAGUGCGGAAGCAAGGAGCUGCUGGCAGAGACCCCCAGCCAGGGCGGCGAGCCGGCCUGACUCCGCGCAGGAACAGGGCGGGCCACUGCUCGCCUCCGCCAGGUCGCCCGCCAGCCGUCUCUGCCACGAAGGAGGGAGGCCCCCUUGGAGAGGUCAAAGAAUGUUCUCAGACACAGCUGCUGAAUGUGCAACCUGGGAAACAGAGGUGUUUCUGGAAUGAAACAGUUAAUGUGCCUGUAAUAACUUAAUUUUUUUCAUAGCUGAGAAAACUAUUUUUGUCUCCAUCUUUUCUACAUACAGUAUAUUAACAAAAACAACAAAAAAAAGGGGUUAAAAUGAUAUAAAGUAAGAUUUAAAAUAAAAUGUAAAUUAAGUUUUAAGGGAAUUUGAAUACGUGCUCGCGCUCUCUCCAAAUACUGACUGCCUUUUGGUUAUAUUUGCACUGUUACGUUUUCAGUUUUGGUUUUGGGUAUUUUGGGUUGGUAUUUUUUUUUAAUUUCAUGUAAAACUAGGGUCUUAAGUUAAUUUUAUUCUAUUUUAAUGUCAGUGUUAUCAGUUUUUAAAGGUAAGGUUCUUAAAGAUGCUUCAACUGUCUGAAGCGAUACCUUUUAAGUAGUGAAGAAAGCCAUUAAGCUCGUUCACUAGUAAUUAAUUGAGAUGGAGGGGAAUACAGGUAAACACAAGUAAAUGUGUAAAAAAAAAAGAAAAGAAUGCCUCAGAAAGUCUUACAGAGUUAGCUGUAAAAUACACCUACAAUACUUGACUUGCAUGCCUCUGGGUCCUCGCACUUUAGUGCAUGUACAUACUGCUACUGUACCAUCACAUAAAUGUGAGUCGAUCUGUUUCACUGUAAUAUUGUUGUGAAUUUACCUGUACUGUACUUUUAUUGUUGGUAUUCUUGCAUUGACUAUACAAAAAAGAGUUUUUAAAUUAUUGUUAGCAGUUCAACUGGCUAUGUACAGUGUUUACUGAGAACUUCCUUUGUUUUGGAAAAACCAUGGAAAUCUCUGGGCAUACUAAAUUGUAACUGGUCUUGUUGAAGAGUCUGUUUGAGACCAUGUGAAGUGGAAAUAAAACCCUCAGUAUUUACAA